AUGGGGACUGAUGGGAGCCAGCAGCAGGUGCCAAGUGAGGACAGUGAAAGGACUCUGUUGCUGAAACCAGUCCCAGAGGAGGCUUUGCAGCAGGAGCAGCAGCAACACGUCCUGGGACCAUACUCAGAGAAGCUGCCCCUCGCCCACUACAUGCUGCGAUACCUCCACAGCUCACCCAUAUUGCAACAGAAAUGUGUUGUGGAGAUUAUUGAAUCACUGGGGAUUAUUAUUUAUAAAGCUCUGGACUAUGGCUUGAAGGAGAAUGAAGAGCGAGAACUAAGUCCUCCCUUGGAGCAGCUUAUAGAUCACAUGACCAAUACCGUGGAGGUAGAUGGGAGUAAAGAUGAAGGCUAUGAGGCUCUGGAUGAAGGCGUGGAGGAAGAUGAAGAUGAAAAAGAGGAAGUUGAGGUCAUUCAUUCCUAUAAAGAUGUCAUGAAGGAAGGUGUUAAUGGCUGCCACGAAUUGCAGACUUGGUUAAAGGUGAUGGGUGCGCCCCUCAUAGCAAAACCUUCCAUUCCUCCUUCCCCCCAUGCCAGGGGCUCUGUAUGGGGCACAAUGGCACUAGGACAAAUUGGAGGAGGGGAUGACAGCAGUGGGAACUGCAUGUCUUAUGGGAUUGCUUACUGUGUCUGUAUGCCAGCUGUCUCGCGGCAAGGAUCACAGACUGGUCAGUGUGCAGGGGCGCUGUCAGCUCAGUGCAGAAGGGUUUCAUGUCCUGCGAGGGAUGCUACGAGCACAACUUCCUCCUUCAGACGGCCAUCCAGGAGGUCCAAGAGGCAGUGCGCAGUAGCAUGGCUUGACCUGAUCAACGCCUUUGGGUCCAUACCCCACCAUCACAUCUUUGCCACCCUGGGAGAGUUCAGGAUGCCAGAAACCUUCAUCCGGGACCUCUACAAGGACUGCACUACCACCAUCCGCGCCACGGACGGAGAGACGGACGCCAUCCCCAUCCACCGUGGCGUGAAACAAGGAUGCCCCCUUAGCCCCAUCAUCUUCAACCUGGCCAUGGAACCGCUCAUCCGAGCCAUCUCCAGCGGCCCGACCGGCUUUGACCUGCACGGCAAGAAACUCAGCAUUCUGGCCUACGCGGACGAUCUGGUCCUGACCGCGGACGACCCAGAGAGCCUCCAAGGUAUGCUAGAUGCCACCAGCCGAGCAACUGACUGGAUGGGGCUCCGCUUCAAUGCAAAGAAGUGCGCAACUCUUCACAUUGACGGCAGCAAAAGGGACUCGAAUCUGAAGAAGAUUCAGGAAAUGGACAAAGAAAGGAGUGAUGAAUCCAGCACAGACCUUGAUGAGUUGAAAAAUGCUGACUGGGCCCGCUUUUGGGUACAGGUGAUGCGAGAUUUGCGGGACGGUGUUAAACUUAAGAAGGUUCAAGAGCGUCAGUAUAAUCCACUUCCAAUAGAAUAUCAGCUCACGCCCUAUGAAAUGCUAAUGGAUGACAUUAGAUCCAAACGCUAUACCUUAAGGAAGGUUAUGGUCAAUGGGGAUAUUCCACCUCGAUUAAAAAAGAGUGCUCAUGAAAAAAUCCUGGAUUUCAUCCGAUCACGGCCCCCAUUAAAUCCUGCCUCUGCAAGAAAACUGAAACCAACCCCACCACGGCCACGCAGCCUCCAUGAAAGGAUACUGGAGGAAAUCAAGGCAGAAAGAAAGCUGCGCCCUGUCUCACCAGAUGAGAUCAGGCGUAGCAGGCUAGAUGUAUCCACACCAGAGGCCUCAAGAAAAUUAGCAGACAGCUCUGUAGUAAAUGGUGGCUUGACACCACAAGCAAAGGUGAAUGGCGUCAGCACUACCCAAGUGACAAUGCAGCGAAAGAGACUCCUUAAAGCCCCUACGUUGGCUGAACUGGAUAGCUCGGAUUCAGAGGAGGAGUCUAUGCACAAAUCAGCAAGCAGCAGCAGUGUCUCUCCUUCCCAAAUGGAAGACUCCUUUCAAGAGACCACCUCUGGUAGAAAGAUGCCUCCGAAGUUUUUGCCAAUAUCAUCCACACCACAGCCAGAGAGGCGUCAACCACCACAGAGGCGACACUCCAUUGAAAAAGAAACGCCGACUAACGUGAGGCAGUUCCUACCACCUUCAAAACAGAGCUCCAGGUCACUUGAGGAAUUUUGUUACCCAGUGGAAUGUCUGGCUCUGACAGUGGAGGAAGUCAUGCACAUUCGUCAGGUGCUGGUGAAAGCAGAGCUGGAAAAGUACCAGCAGUAUAAAGAUGUCUACACUGCCCUCAAAAAAGGAAAGCUCUGUUUCUGUUGUCGAACAAGGAGGUUUUCUUUCUUCACCUGGUCCUACACCUGUCAGUUUUGUAAGAGGCCUGUAUGUUCACAGUGUUGCAAAAAGAUGCGGUUGCCAUCAAAGCCAUACUCCACCCUUCCUAUCUUCUCUCUGGGACCUUCUGCUUUGCAGAGAGGAGACAGUUUUAUGAGACCAGAAAAACCCUCCACCAGUCACCACCGGCCGCUUAGGAGCAUGUCCAGGUUGUCCACAAAGUCUAAGUCUGUGGAUAAAUCAAAUGAAGAUCUACAGUUUCCCAAAGAGUUAAUGGAGGACUGGAGCACCAUGGAGGUGUGUGUGGACUGCAAAAAGUUUAUUUCAGAAAUCAUCAGCUCAAGCCGGCGCAGCCUCUCUCUGGCCAACAAACGAGCCAGGUUAAAAAGGAAAACACAGUCGUUCUACAUGGCAUCACCAGGCACCUCUGAAUACUGCCCUUCUGAGAGAACUAUCAAUGAGAUCUGAGUCUUGUGCCUUUUUCUUUGCUUUUGUCUUCAUGAGGUCAGCAUCCGUGAGAAAGAUCACUGAAACUGUCCUUCCCUUUGUUUUACUUAACGAGCUUGAAUUUGCAUUAGAUCACAGGGUUUGCUACUCUACGGUUUCCACAGACUCUACAUUCAUAUCUGUAGAUAAUGAUAUGUAAUAGGUCAGCCAAUAACUCAUUUGCACUGGAAGGAAACAAUAGUUUGAAAAUGUUGCCUUUGUGUGUAUGUGUGCGCAUUGUGCAGAUAGAAAGCCUUUACUUGCAUUCAGUUUUUUAUCAUUCCUUGAAUUGUUUUCAGGACAAGAGCUGAAUUGUAUUCCUAAAGGAGAACCAAAUCUAACACAGGUGUCAAUGUUAGCACAAUUGUAACCAGUAAGUCAUAUUGGCAUUACCAACCUAAUAGUGUUCAUGUUCUAGUUUAUGUGGCACAUGGAGCCAUGUUGUACACCAAAAACCUAGUGUGGGCUGUUGGUCUCAUUGUCUCACAGCACAAAACCUAGAAGGUUUUGCUAGUGCUAUCAACAUUCUCUUUCUUUCAACUGUUGUUACUGCUCUGAGAUCAUGGUUCAUUGUGGAACUUGAUAAUGUCUGUGUUCUAGUGCAAAAUAUCUGAAUAGGCUGUAUGCCCAAAUGGGGGGCCAUUUUCCCUGAGCUGCUCUAUUUCUAAGCCCCGGUGUAAUUAUAAGUGUCUCCUGUGCAGGUAGGAGUAGUUUAUUCCUUAUCUUGAAUGUAUUGUGAUUAUUAUAUUUGGUAGUAGUAGUUUUAGCAGUAGAUAGAGCUGUGCACUCGAUGGGGAGGGUGGGAAAUGAGAGGCUUCUAAGUUUAACUGAAUUCCUGUAAAGUAUGUAACAUGGUUACCCAGAGAGGAAGUAUGGGUAAUAUGUAUAUUUGUAUUAUAGUGGAACACACAAGCACUGCUAUAAUUAAAAGUUCGGGAGCAUAUCCAUUAUAAAUCCCAUUUUUCAGGGGUUUAUAAUUUGGCUGUAAAAUGUAGGAUCCUGAUGAAAUUUGAGACAACAGAGUCUCAGAUUAGGAGCACCUUGUUUUGCUUUUUAACAAACUUAUGGAGAAAAAAGUCUAGCUGUUAAAAGUUUCAAUAAUGUUACAAUGUUAACAAACAUCACAUGCUUUUUGCUCUUUUUUUAUAUUCAAAUGUUUUGUUUUGAAAGCAGUUAAAACAUAAUUAGAGUUUAGUCCAUAAUAUGGAGAUAGGUCAUUUUGGUAUUUAAAAAUAAGUUAACAUAACCAAGUUACUAAUACUUGAAAAUCAACUACUGUGCAUACACAGUAACUUUUUCAUAACAUUUUUCAUACCCAGAUCGAUAUUUAAUAUCAAUACAGUGCUGUAUUAUAUACUAUCAUAGUAGGAAAGAUUCAGAUCUAUUUAUUAACAUUUCAGUACUAGAGAUUGAUGAGAAAUACCUCAGAACUGCUCCAAAGGACAGGGUUUUCGUAAUACAAUUAAGGUCGAUCUGUUUUCAAACUCUAAAUACAUAUUUACAAAAUAGAAUCUCUUGAACCAAAUAUUAUGCAUUUUAAAAAGUCACUAGGCGCCAAAUCCUAGACUUGAUGCAGAGGAACUGGGUUGACGAUCGGAGUCUGGCUCCCACAUUCCAUUGAGUAACAUUAGAGCCACUCUGCAACUGCUACUGCACCAUCCCUGCAGUGUGGAAGGGCAAUAGCCACCCACUGACACCACCUUCACAGGCUUCCCGAAUCCUAUCCCUGCCUGCCAUGCAGUGGCGCUGCCCCAGUUCCACGGUAGGCGGGGCUCCCUGCCACCCAAACGUGCAGGAUUUCCCCCUUCAAGGCAGAUCUGCGAGUUAAGCUGUAAUAGCUCCAUAGCAGCUAGUCUAGUAUUAGGUAAGUGUGUGUUUGGGCUGUUCUGAAAAGCCUGUGCAAAGGGCUCUUUAAACCCAUCCUGGGACACACCCAUCCUCAUUUUCCUUUAAUCGUAUUUACAUAAACAGACAGUUUGCACACACGGCGAGUAUCGGGUAAUAACGUUAAGGGUUUGCCUGAACUGAUGACCACAGGAAGUUCAGAGUUAUAGGUCAGUCCCCAUUCUUAACCCUUUCCUUUCUGCAGAGGGCCAUGCAGCUGUUACACCCUCUGUCUGGGGACCUCAGGACAAUGGGUCUUUCAUAUAAAUUACAAUAUCUUGAUGAGUUAAGGACCUACGAUAGCGGGGGUAGCACUGUGCAAUUUAUGUGAAAUGGGUAAUGAAAGAUCACCCGUUAGUCAUAUGAUAGCCCCUCAAUCAGGUUGCAUUUUUUUGCCACUUAUGUUUCUGUGCCAAAAUUAAUCCCUGCAGCCCACCCACCCACCUCUUUCCGUUGCUGUAUUGCAUAAUAUUCACACCAGACGGCCAACUCCCAGGGAAGCACAUAGGGCUUUUAUUUUAAACCCCCAUUAUUCUGUUUGUAAUUUUUCUUGGGAAACAUCCCCUUCUACACCCCAUACAUCUAUUUACUGCUCCUUUCCAUAGCCCGCUGGAAAAAGCUGCAGGAGCAGGAAACGCGUUCCUUAAUGUCUCUGAGGCUCUCAGGGGUGCAGAGGAUCCGGCAUGUUUUUCUUUCUGUUGGGAGGGGUUAGUGGUAGAAGCCAUGGCCUCAUAAUGCCUCACAUCCAGUAUAUGGGCAGUGAAAUCAGACUCCAGCCCUGCAGAUCCUGGGCCAUCCAUGAAGGCCUACCCCUCAGUGCAACAUCCUUGCUCCCUGCAGCAUGGCUUCCUUGGUGAGGUCUUCUCUCCCAUAUCAGUGCAUCUUCAUAGAUGUUGUAGAGGAGAGCUGACGCUGCUUCUAGCAUCAUUACUAAAGUGUGUUGUUUGUAUUACUGCGACACCUAGGAGCCCUAGUCACACACCAUGACCCUGUUGUGCUAGGCACUGUACAAACACAGAACAAAAAAUGGUCCUGUGAACUACUGAAUGGCCAUCAACUUAGAGUCCACUAGUGUGUGAGGGCAGCAGGGUGCAAAGGCUGGCUGUUUCCAGUUCUACCCCUGUCUGCCUGACUCAGCCCCUCCAGGGCUGUGCGAUGGUAGCACAGAGGCACCUGGAGAGGGGAAUCCUGCCGUAGAGCUGCCAUUCUCCUGGGGGGUUUUCCACACUGGUUGCUUCCAUCUAUAUUAGGGAAAAUAGGCCCUUGUACAAUGUGCUGGCCUUUAAUUUGGCAGAGGAAACAAAGUCAAGCAAAGGCGGAAGAAGCACCGUCCAUCCACUCUUUGCCCGGAUCAGUAUGGAGUGGACUAUUUUGAGCUUUCCACCUCACCCUUUGUGCUAGUGUCACAAACCCAUUCCAAGUAUCAAGGACCAGUCCACUUUGCCUGCGUACCUUAUGAAGCUGCCCACAAUGUCCUAUUUAUGGCUUAAAUUUCAUAUCAGUGUCAGAAUAGAAAAACAAAAGCUUGUAAAUAUCUGUAAUAUAUUUAUUAAUAUUUAGAAAGCUGCCAUGCAUUGAGCAAUGGGAAUUGACUUUCCCAUGAAGAUUUAAAAAGAAAGAGUCUUAUUUAUAUGUAUAUUGAUUGUAUUAUUAGAUUUAAAGUUGAGCCUCUCUCCAUAGACAUUUUAAAAUGAAUUUCUGUUGAAAAGAAUGUGGGACUAGCACAGUGAGCUCAUUUAAAUGAGUGUUUAAAAUCUUUUUUUUUUUUCUAACUGUGUUUAAUAAAACUAGGACUUGUAUAAGUGCAUCAGAGGAGACCCAAAGGGGGUUUAAAAAACUGUCGUUGGCAAUGCAAUGGUCUUGUAUUUUAUACAUGAAAACAGUUCUUGAGAAUUCAAAGCCAGCUCAGCCUUGCUAACAGCUGCAAUGAAGGUAGCAAACAGGCCUUUGUGGCGGCUCUUAUGUGUAUAAAACAAAUUCUUUCAACGUUCAUGGUGACAAUAUUGCUUAUGGGUUUUUUCAUUAAGUCCUUUAUUGAAGAGAAAAAAAAAAAAACCUGGGGACAAUAAAAUGCCUUUGGAGCAUAGCCUUUGUGUGUAUUAAUUAUUCACGUGUAAACUAUCGUAAAGAAAUUUUUUUUACUGCUUUUUAGAAUUUUGCAAAAGUCAAAUGGUUGUAUCUUUUGGCAAAGGCAGUGUUGAUGAGUAAGAUUUUAGCACUUACUAGGCUACAUGAGAAAAGGAAACAGGUCAAAAUAGUCUUUAGAAUAGCAAUAUAACUGCAUAUGUGACCCACUGGACUCUAAGCAUUAAAGUAUGUUUUGCAUUAAAAUACUGCUUCUGCUAAGCAGUAGAAAAGUACAGUAUGACCAAUUCCUACCAAAACCUUCCAUAUCACAAGCUGAAGAGCUGUAUAUAAUUUUAACUCUUCCUAUAUGCAUCAAUUGCACUGAACUUUUUACAGAAUCUAAAUAACUACACGCAACCUCUCUUUUUUUGAGCCUGUAGUUGAUGUGCAUUGUGGGAGAGGUACUAGGAGUCUUUCAAAGACCAAAAUGGAAGGCUAUCAAGAAAAAAUAAUAAAAUAAAAUACACAGACAUCAUCAUUUAUUUUCCAAAAACCAGUCUGUUCUCUGAUUCUCUCUUCUAGGAUUGGCUGCAUGUUCUAUAGGUAGGGAGGGUGGGGGAAGAUCCAACUUUAGACAGGUAUGAAGGUAGCAAUCAUGCUAAACUUCAUCCAGAAGUUCUGUGCAGCUUUUAGGAAUGUCUUUAUUAUUUGAAUUGUAUUUGUGAAAGUGACAUCGCACAGUGGGUAGCAGAAAGGCGCUGUAACUGCGUGUUCUGGUGCGACAGCAUCCCUCUUAUCUUAGCAUUAAAUUCUAAAUCAUUUCCAUAUAGAAGGCUGAAAGCUGGUUUUAUUUUUAUUUUUUCUUUGAUAUGUA
Terrapene triunguis (Three-toed box turtle) is the source of this 7579-nucleotide messenger RNA. RefSeq names its product spire type actin nucleation factor 1 (gene SPIRE1). The record is from RefSeq and is a predicted model, not a curated record. Gene Ontology annotation, biological process: intracellular transport; actin nucleation; Golgi vesicle transport. Gene Ontology annotation, cellular component: cytoplasmic vesicle membrane; cell cortex. Lineage: Eukaryota; Metazoa; Chordata; Testudines; Emydidae. Gene Ontology annotation, molecular function: actin binding. The coding region runs from base 1 to 2736 and encodes 911 amino acids. The transcript has 17 exons.